AUGUAUAUGAUGAAGAGUUUCAAACUUAUAUAUGAUCAGGAAGAACCAGUUCCUUUGAAGACAGACAGAGAUAUAACUUCAAAUACAACAUAUAGUGAUUCCGAUACAAUUUCUGCCGAAGAAAACUCAACAACUAAUUUAGAUACAUCACAUAGUGACUCCGAUACAAUUUCUGCAGAAGAAAACUCAACAACUAACUUAGAGACUGACAAAGAUCUUUCUUCAGAUACAUCUGAUAUAAUUUCUGCAGGAGAAAACUCGGACGAUGACUUCAGUGCUGAUGAAUUUGAAUGUGAACUGUGUUAUGGAGUAUUUAACAGUGAAUAUCAGUUAAAUUUACAUAUGGAAACUCAUUCAGAGUAUGUUCCCUCAGACGGUAGUGGUUCUGAUGCUGAAUUUGAUCGACCAAAUAAAAGGUACAAAAAAUCUGGGAGAAAUGAUAAAAAUAACAAAAAGACCAAAAAAGUACGGCCUAAAAGAGAAAAGUGCAAAAAAUGUGAUAAAUAUUAUGCCAAUCUUGAUAAACACAUUGAGAAAGUACAUUUAGCUGUCAAGUGUACAAAAUGUGACAAGAUAUUUGAUGACGGACUGAAAAUGAAAGCGCAUAUAUUACGUGUACAUUCAAACAGAGCAAGAUUUCCCUGUGAAGUGUGCAAGAAAUCUUACUCGACGAAAUCCUUUUUAAGAAUUCACAAAGAAAGUAAGCAUGAAAAGCGUGUUUUUAUGUGUGAAGAAUGCGGAGGAGUUUUUACCAGUAAAGAAAACUUAAAUGUGCACAAGCGAAAGCAUUCAGAAAAGAACACUAGUCAUCGUGACAUAUAUCAAAUAGUUUGUGAUGUUUGUGGGAAGACGGUUAAAUCUCAUAACAGAUGGAGACAUAUGCGAACCCACUCAAAGACGAAGGCCUUAAAAUGUGCAGUCUGUGGUCGAGGUUUUAACGAAAAGGAACAGCUUGACAAGCAUUCUCGAACUCACACAGGGGAAAAACCAUAUAAAUUCGACGGUCAAGGUCAUGAGAAUUCAGAUCAGACUUUUGAUAGUUUGGUACCAAAGAAAGGUCCUCUCACAAGCUGGCAUAUUCUUUUGAAUGUUGUUGUUAAAAACAACAGAAAAAAGACUGAUUGGAAUUUCAAAAAACUGUCUGUCUUUAUUACCGGUAUAAGAAAAAACGAUGAAAAUAAAUCAGCAUACCUGAUUCUUAAAUACUAA
Saccostrea echinata is the source of this 1209-nucleotide messenger RNA. Its product is annotated as zinc finger protein 624-like. Gene Ontology annotation, cellular component: nucleus. Gene Ontology annotation, molecular function: RNA polymerase II transcription regulatory region sequence-specific DNA binding; DNA-binding transcription factor activity, RNA polymerase II-specific. The coding region runs from base 1 to 1209 and encodes 402 amino acids. Lineage: Eukaryota; Metazoa; Mollusca; Bivalvia; Ostreida; Ostreidae. The record is from RefSeq and is a predicted model, not a curated record. Gene Ontology annotation, biological process: regulation of transcription by RNA polymerase II. The transcript has 3 exons.